AACUUGUUUGCUCCAACGUUUCCCACACCGCAUUACAAUGGAAUGGCCGGCCGUAGCACAAACACCCCGUAGGUACAUGCAAUAAACAAGUCCUCCCAGGUUGCUGGGAGCCAUCUUUCGUCAAUCCUGUGUCCCGUGUGCGCUGUCAUCUGCUGGUGGUGGUUCCCCAUCCUUGCCCGCCAAUGUCUCACACCCCAGUCUCCCUCCCGCUUCCCACACGGAGUCCUCUUUUUAAACAUCUCCUACCCAUGGCACAUGUCUGCCGAUCACCUCUGACCCGGAAAGGAGUGCGUCUUUUCUUGUGCCUGCUGGCCGGCACCGUAAUGCCAAACCCGCUCUGACUUAUGCUUUCUCUUCUUCCCAACCGUCACUGUCACCGUCGCUUGUGAUUCAGGUGACGCAAGCCAGCAAGCGAAAGAUGAAGAUGAGGAUAUCUACUUUUUGUCAGCUCGCCUUCUUUGGCAUUUCGGUCGAGGGACUGGCCUUUCCAGGUCCCCAGCCAACCGGUGUCAUUGCCGUGGAAGACAGUCUUGGGUGGACGCCGAAACCAACAGAAGCUCCGGCUGUGAACGCGCUGCUGCGACGUCAGAAUGGCAGGCCUUCAAACUACAUCGCCGCUCCCGAUAACACUUGCGGCUAUCUCGACGGCAACAAACGUGACCCAUUGACCUGCCCGGACGAACAGCAAUGUAUCUUCAUCACGGCUUCAGGCAGAUCUCCGGCUGGAGUAGGCUGCUGCGGCAAUGGAGGCUGCAACUUCCACACAGCCUGUCUGGACAGGAAGGACCUCAAGGACUGUGAUGAGGAUUGCCAGGCGGAUCCUCAAAUCCUCAAGUGGCAUGUAGCAUUACGUGAGAUGAUUUCGGCGUUCGGAAAGCAACUGUGCAACACCAUCAGCUAUGAGCUUGGAGCAGUCGACUAUUACUGCAGUAUCUUCAGGCAGAGAAGCAUCGAGGAAGCUGAUACGACUCAUGUGGGCCAGAAGACGAGAACCAUGUCUACCAUCACUCCAACCCGCACUUCAACUCGGCGCACAACCACUGCUGUCAGGAGCAGCAGCAGUUCAUCGCAGUCGUCAGGGUCGAGCUCGUCAUCGGAGACGGAGACGGAAACGUCAGCUACGGAUAGAUCACUCGAGACAGCCUCAUCCAGUGUCGAUACCGCCCCCGCAGCCACUUCGUCCGAUGCUGCCGCUGUGGUCCCGGCCGAGAGUUCUUCGUCCAACGCCGGUGCUAUCGCGGGAGGUGUCAUUGGUGCUAUCGGAGCUAUCGCGCUCAUUGCGUUUGCAUUCAUUUUUUUCCGUCGCCGGAAGAGAGAGCAGGAAGGCCAGACGCAGAUUCCGGAUGGGCCUCCUCAACCCCCCAUGUAUCAGCAGCCAUCUGCGCAACCGCCAUCUCAACCGCAAACUUACCAGCAAUCGGCUCCACCGCCACAACACUCCACAUACGCACACUCCCAAGCUACUACAUAUCAGCAAUCUUCUUACCAGCCAUCGCAAUACGAUCAGCAGCAACCAUCCGCCUACCAACAGCAGCAACCAUCAGCUUAUCAGCAACAGCAACCAUCGGAUUACCAGCAACAACUGCCACCACAGCCUGUCCCGGUCGUGUCGCCCUUCUCAGACCCUCCGCGCCAACACCAAAGCCAGUCCGAAACACCUUCUUUUACCUCGAUUUCUUCAUCGUCUGCAGCAUCCGCCAUCCCGCCGCCACUCAAGCUUUCUUCUGCUACGACAACGCCCUAUCUGCAACAAGCAACCCCGGCUCAGUUUUCUCCUCUCUCUGGUACCACCAUCGCCGCUCUAGCCACCAUCCCCGAUACGCAAAAGUCGGCUCAUCAUAACUACCCCCCGCCUGAGAAAUCGCCAAACUACUACCCAGCUCCGAGCCCCAUGUCGACACCAGCCGCUUCUCCACGGUUCUCUUUUGACGGUAUCCCUCCAGCGCCCCAGCCUCUCCAGCCGUACCGACCGGAGUCUGCUGCCUAUCCGAACCAGCCACAGUAUCAGCCCAGGCAGUACAAGCCCUUCGUUCCCCAAACCAGCGCAACUUACAUGCCCAGCGCCAAUGACACCAUGGACUCGCCGGUGUCCGCUUAUAACGCACUACCAGUGAGCCCCGUCUCAGCAUUGGGAUCCCACCCCAUGGACGACAUACCUGUGGUUUUGGCGACCGCAACGGCAGGGACAAGGAGGCAGCCGAGCGUGAGGAGAGGAAGCGGGGAGAAGGGUGGUGCCGUACCGCUUGUUUUGCAACCUGGUCUGGGAGCGCAAAGAUUUGCCCCUGGCACUGUGAAGCAGGUUACAGUCCAGAGGGGUAUGUCUAGACGUGGUCAGAAUCCAAAGUCGCCUUCGCCAGUGCAGCAACAAGAGGGACAGCAGCCAACCCAGAGCCCGGUCGUGUUGCCGGCUCAGCCAAAUCAGCCCCAAGCACCAAUAGGGGCGGAGGACAAGAAUCAGCAGGAAAAGCAACCCCAGGUUAACGAUCAAGAGGUCCCGAAACCAGAUCAGGAGGUGACACAGGAGAAAGAGCCACAAUAA
This is a messenger RNA of Podospora pseudocomata, 2539 nucleotides long. RefSeq lists its product as uncharacterized. Lineage: Eukaryota; Fungi; Ascomycota; Sordariomycetes; Sordariales; Podosporaceae. The record is from RefSeq and is a predicted model, not a curated record. Bases 419 to 2539 code for a protein of 706 amino acids. The transcript has 3 exons.